Messenger RNA from Apaloderma vittatum (bar-tailed trogon), 1016 nucleotides. It is a transcript of the gene TMEM71, whose product is annotated as transmembrane protein 71. Lineage: Eukaryota; Metazoa; Chordata; Aves; Trogoniformes; Trogonidae. The record is from RefSeq and is a predicted model, not a curated record.
AUGUACCUGCUAACAAGAAAGAAGCUUUCCUGGGCAGAGUGGGUUUCUGGAGACAGCAUGUUCUGGGUCACAGCCAGCGUGAGAAUCCUGUCAGGUGACCUGAAAGAAGAACUUUUUAAAGCGUGUUUGGCUUACAUGGUGUAUGAAACAAUCUUUAUGUAUGGAAUAUCAUAUCUUGCAUCGACACCGGGAGGAAGUUCAGCCGCGUUUAACGGAGAACAUAGACACAACCUCUCACAACAUAUUUUUCCAAGUUGUGCUUGUGCCUUUUUGGACAAUGAUCCUGCCUACGAGUGUUGUUCCUUAAAUCCCCUGAUGGGCUCCCUUUCCGCAUGUCGCCGCAGCCCUCGACUGCUUUCUAAUGGUUAUUACGUUUUGACAGAAGACAGUUUUCUGUCCGAUGAAGAAGGCAACAUAACACUGACACCAUCCCAGACAAGUGUUACAUAUAAAGAGAAUUUAGUUCGUGUAUUCAGGCGAAGGAAGAAAAUCCGUCGCUCUCUUGCCAGCUUGUUCAACCUCAGUGCCUCCAGUUCAUGGCUGAGCAGCACCGCUCUCAGCAAUAUGGAUUCCUCCUAUGCAGAUGAUCCUUGGCCUGAUGGAUGCAGUAAACUAGAAGCCGGUCAGAGUGAUAUUGAUGAUGUAGACUUUUCAUCUGGAUAUAAUAGCCAUGUGCCACAAAGGCAAACUCCAGCCUCUUAUGGAUCUUCUUCCAUCAAAGAUGAGGGACUUCUUCAGCCUGGGAAACCAUUUUGUGCUUCGCAGUCCUACUCUCCAUUUACGAUAAAUGCAAAUGAAGACACUUUGAGCAAUGCAAAAUCCAGGACAGUGAGAAAUGUCUUUUCUCAAGUGGUUGCACUGAUCAUGUGUUUUAUCAUUUCAAUAUGUACAAGAUAUUUUAUGGGAAGAUUGUCUGCCACUUUGUUGCUGAUAAUUUUAGUUUUUCUUUUGUCCCAAGAUGCUGCCGUGUUAUCCUUCUUCAGUCUUGAAACAUUUUUCAAAACAACAAAGUUUUG